AUGGCUACUAGUACCACACCCUCAUCCCUCAUGCUAACGUACGCCUCCUCCUCUGUGCACCCACAAGACUUCACUCCCUCGCUCGUCUCCUUCAAGCCCAAGCCGCUCUUUAAAACUUUUUGUCUCUGCCCACUGGUUUUGAGGCCUAGAGAGAGAAGACCAAGCAAGUGGGUCAAUUUGAGUUUGUUAAAGGAAGCCAAGUCUGAGACUUACCCUGUCGCAGCGACUGCUUUGACUGCUGAGGCAGAGGUGGCUGAGGAUGUGGCUGACGAUGAAGAAGUAAAAGGCGAUAGUUCUGUUACCGUUGCUGUUCCAAGCCCAAGAAAGGGAAGGCUGCAUUGCUUUUAA
Messenger RNA from Prunus armeniaca (apricot), 348 nucleotides. The record is from the annotation of a GenBank genome assembly. Lineage: Eukaryota; Viridiplantae; Streptophyta; Magnoliopsida; Rosales; Rosaceae.